CGUCGUUGUGCAGUUGGGUGGCUGGUGUGAGUCUGAGAUUCGCCACACGUGGGUGAGGGGCGAGAUGCCCAGCGGCCAUAGCCCGCGUCUCGCUCAGUCGCCGGUUCCAUCAACUUUUGGACACAGACGACUCGACGGGCGACCUCCAAUCCAAUCUAUCCACCCAACUCUUGCGCCCCCUCUUCACGAGACUUGCUCCUCUCGCCGCAUAUUGGGGCGAGGUCGCUGAAAUCAUCGGCCACCCAUACCCUCUAAAAGGGAGCUCUACUCGUCGCCGGCUACCUUCUUUACUCCAACUCCAACUAACGCCGCGAUCAUGGGUCUCUCACGCGAGGCUAGGAUCAUCACGCUCCUGGUCAUUGACUCGGCCUUUUUCUUCCUAGAAAUCAUCGUAGGCUAUGCCGUCGGAUCCCUGGCCUUGGUGGCCGAUUCAUUCCACAUGCUCAACGAUGUCAUGUCCCUCGUCGUCGCCCUGUAUGCUCUCAAGCUGAGCAAGAAGGACAGCACGAGCGACUCUCGCUACUCAUACGGGUGGCAGAGGGCUGAGAUCUUGGGUGCCCUCGUAAAUGGAGUUUUCCUACUCGCUCUGUGCUUCAGCAUCUUCAUGGAGGCAAUUGAACGAUUCGUCAACGUGACUGAGGUAUCCAACCCCCGCCUCGUCAUCAUCGUAGGCUCCCUCGGUCUCGCCUCGAACAUUGUCGGCCUCUUCCUCUUCCACGACCACGGCCACUCGCAUGGCGGUCACUCGCACUCCCACGGCUCCCACUCGCACGGCGCCGAGUCGCACGACCAUGCCCAUUCUCACGACAUUGAGCCCGCGCACGACUCAUCCGUUUCAGCCUCGGCCACUGCGAUCCCUUCCAACGGCAAGUCCAAGCAGCGCAGCUCCUCCGUCGACCAGGAGGUCGGCUCUCUGUAUGGUCAUCCGGCUCAAACACGCGCCUACGUCGUACAGACGGCGCAGGACAUGGGCUACGAGCGUCAGGGGAAGUCUGUGGCUAUUCAGGGGGGCGAGCGCGAUACGCUCAAUCCCGCUGCAUCCAGCUCCAACGGCUAUGGUACCAUGGACCGUGAUGUCGAGGCUGAUGCCGACGCGGCCAACGACGACCUGCCUAGCGCAGAGACGGCCAUCGCCCAUCGCCUCCCUGGCUCGAACAAGGCCAAGAAGGACCACUCGCACGGCGGUGCUGGCGGCCACUCUCACGGCGGCGGACAUGGUCACUCUCACGACGGCAGCAUGAACAUGCAGGGCGUCUUCCUCCACGUCCUUGGUGACGCUCUGGGCAACGUAGGUGUCAUCCUCGCCGGAGUAUUCAUUGCCACGACCUCCUACUGGUGGCGCUUCUACUCCGACCCGCUCAUCUCCUUCAUCAUCACGAUCAUCAUCUUCCACUCUGCCCUACCCCUCGUCAAGUCGGCUUCCUUCAUCCUCCUGCAGGGUGUACCCUCCGGCGUACCGCUCGAACAGGUCAAGGAGGCAAUGCACAAUGUUCGUGGAGUGUUGAGCGUGCACGAGCUGCACAUCUGGCAGCUCAGCGAGAGCAAGAUUGUUGCUUCGGUGCACGUGCUCGUGGACUGCUCGACUGGCCAGGAGCAGCGAUACAUGGAGAUUGCAGCCGACUUGCGUCGCCUCUUGCACGCAUACGGCAUCCACUCGUCGACUAUCCAGCCCGAGUUCGUGGCCGGUGGAAUGGCAGAGGCGGCUAGGAUCUCGGGCGUCGAGGUGGCAGAGACGGAUGGUGGCAAGGGUGGGUCGAGCGCACCCAAGACGGACUCGGAGGGGCGACUGAUGACCAAGGACGGUAGCCUCGUUGAGCACGCCCUUUCCAGGGCGCCUUCGAGCUGCUUGCUGGCCUGCGACGAGGAGUGCGGACCGGACGAGGCGUGCUGUCCUCCCCCUCCUCAGCAGCAGCAGGUGGCCAAGAGCGACGAUGGGCACAACCACGGUCACGAGGGCCACAACCACUAGAGCGGCGCGCGUGUGUGCGUGCAUUGCUGCCGACUAGAUCUCGGUAUCGCAGAACAUGUAGCAUGCUGGUCGCACUGAAGCGCGGUACGGGCGACCAGUCCACUUCAUCAUCUUUCAUUUCUCUCUUGGUCCUUUUGCUCGCUAGGUGCUCCUGCGCGCGUUGCUAAUCUUACACAGAUCGAAUCGUCAAAUGGGGGCCUUCAACAGGAGUGGUUUCAUUUCUCGCGCGCGCGCUUACGUCGAUGUGUAGCCGCCAUCCACAAUGAGGUCGCUCCCCGUCGUGUAUCGACUCGCAUCACUCGCCAAGUAGACGGCAGCCCCCUUGAGAUCCUCCGGCAUCCCCAUCUUGCCCAUUGGGAUCAUUCCCUC
Molecule: messenger RNA, 2338 nt
Organism: Jaminaea rosea
Lineage: Eukaryota; Fungi; Basidiomycota; Exobasidiomycetes; Microstromatales
Product: cation efflux protein
Exons: 4
Coding region: 317-1969 (550 amino acids)
Biological process (GO): intracellular zinc ion homeostasis; zinc ion transmembrane transport
Cellular component (GO): membrane
Molecular function (GO): zinc ion transmembrane transporter activity
Source: RefSeq, a predicted model, not a curated record